AUGCGUGUUCGAAAGAGGCAAAGUGGCUUACCUGCCUCAACUGCUAAGUGAUUUUGUCAGGAAUUGCAUAAGCGGUUUUGAUUACAUUUGAAAAGGACUCAAUUGAAAGGAUGAAAGACUAGGCUCCACAGAGAGCAAGUAGUAAAGAAGUGAGAGUCUCUUCUGUCGAAAAAAACUCAAUCUGAACGGGCUAAGCAGGGUUUGUAA
Molecule: messenger RNA, 207 nt
Organism: Blepharisma stoltei
Lineage: Eukaryota; Ciliophora; Heterotrichea; Heterotrichida; Blepharismidae
Source: the annotation of a GenBank genome assembly